CGGCGCCCGAGCCUGUGCUUCCGGCUGGCGGUCCCGCUGCGCGUCUGUCCGCCGCCGUCUGUCCGCCCACCGCGCACCAUGGCGCCGGCGCCGCGGGUCCUGCUGCUGCUGCUGCUGCUGCCGCCGCCGGGGGCCCAGGGCGACGUGUGCCUCCUGAACACCGGAGACAGCCUCUCCCCCAAGGCCUGCCCCCAGUUCUGCUGCGGCACCUGCGACCGCCAGUACUGCUGCCCCGACGUCCUCAAGAGGGCGGUCUGGAGCCAGGGCUGCGACCACCGCCUGGACAGCAUCCAGAAGCACCUGGAGGAGGCGGCCGCGUUGCUGGAGAAGUCGGACUCGCUGCUGUCCGACGUAGACACUGACCCGAUGCCGGGGUUCGGGGCCACCAUAGCCAUCGGCCUGACCAUCUUCGUGCUCUUCAUCGUCACCAUCAUCGUGUGCUUCACCUGCUCCUGCUGCUGCCUCUACAAGAUGUGCUGCCGCCCGCGCCCGGUGGUGACCACCACCACGGCGACCACCGUGGUGCACGCCCCGUACCCCCAGCCUCCCGCCGUGCCGCCCAGCUACCCCGGGCCGUCGUACCAGGGCUACCACCCCAUCCCCCCGCAGCCAGGGAUGGUGGCAGCACCCUACCCGGCGCAGUACCCACCGCCUUACCCGGCCCAUCCGGCCCAUCCCGUGGGCCCGCCGGCCUACCACGAGACCUUGGCUGGGGAUGCAGCCAUGGCCUAUCCUGCCAGCCAGCCUCCUUACAACCCAGCCUACAUGGACCCCCCGAAGGCCACCCGCUGAGCGCAAUGCAACUCUGGCUGCCACUUGAUACGUGGUGUGUGUGUGUGUGUGUGUGUGUGUGUGUGUGUGCGCGCCGUUUGUACACUUGUGAUGACAAGGUGGGGACACUCCCACCAGAGUUGCUGGAACCGUGCUUUGUUCUCUUCACUUCAAACCGUGCUUCCUGGAAGUCUCAAGCAGAACUCACAGAAUGGGGAGGCCUUCUGUGGGCAGGGAGCACCCUGGCUCGGGUCUGCAGUGGCCAGCCCUUCCCAGAGAGCUGGGAGGCCGGCAGGGGCUGGGCCGGCUGGGCUGGGUGUCCGUCCCCUCGUUCCCUGGAGCCAGGAGCUCCUGCGCCCUCCGGAGACCGUCUGGAGCCACUCCCGACCCGGUGCUGGCUGCCUGGCCCCCACCCAUCGGACAGGGUGGUCUCUGUCCACCCACACACUCAGGUGUCCUCCCCAGUGUCUGUUAUUUUUAGCCAAGCUUUUUUUUUUUUUUUUUUUUUGCCUCUUUUCUGUUUUUAAAUGUUGCUGAGGCUGAAACCCCUGGUCCUAGAGGGACACUGCCCAGAGAGGGACCUCCUGCCCUGACAGUUCCUGCCUCCCUCGCACCUGCUCCUGGCCCUAGCUCCGCUGUCCCGGCAGCGGGUCCCGGGGGCUGCUGGCCCAGAUGCCAAUACCUCGGCGUCCCGUCCCUCUGUCUCUGGAUCUGUCUCCACUUUGUACUGUUGUACUGUUGAUGCAUCUGAGUCUGUUUAUAAUAAACGCAGAAAUUUGGA
Messenger RNA from Pipistrellus kuhlii (Kuhl's pipistrelle), 1552 nucleotides. RefSeq names its product shisa family member 5 (gene SHISA5). The coding region runs from base 79 to 792 and encodes 237 amino acids. The transcript is spliced from 6 exons. The record is from RefSeq and is a predicted model, not a curated record. Gene Ontology annotation, biological process: positive regulation of canonical NF-kappaB signal transduction. Gene Ontology annotation, cellular component: endoplasmic reticulum. NCBI's taxonomy places the organism in Eukaryota, Metazoa, Chordata, Mammalia, Chiroptera, Vespertilionidae.